UAAUGUGCAGUAGUGCAUAUAUGAUACAUCAAAUUGGGAAGAAACGCCAUCUACCUCGAUCUCAAGCGGGGCAGAACGAGGAUUAGGAGUUCUAUUCCACACAAUUGGCGAGGCCUUUCGUUUCUCCUCCUUUAUCUCGUCUUAAUUCGUCUCCCUCGAUGGGCAACACCUCCUCCAUGCUCACCCAAUACGACAUCGAAGAAGUCCAGGAGCACUGCAACCACGCCUUUUCGCAGCAAGAGAUUGUAUCUCUGUACCACAGAUUCUGCCAGCUCGAUCGUAACAGCAGUGGAUUUAUCCCCGGGGAUGAGUUCUUGUCAGUGCCGGAGUUCGCAGUUAAUCCGCUUUCUCAGAGGCUACUAAGGAUGCUGGACGGCUUAAAUUUUAAAGAAUUUGUUGCUUUCCUUUCUGCUUUCAGUCCGCGGACAAGCUUGCAGCAAAAAAUCGAAUUUAUAUUCAGGGUCUAUGAUUUUGAUUCCAAUGGAAGAGUCACAUUCGAUGAUAUAUUGGGCGUAUUACGAGACUUGACGGGUUCUUUUAUAAGCGAGCAGCAGAGGCAGAAAGUUUUGACCCGUGUCCUUGAAGAAGCUGGCUACACAAAAGAUUCAUCGCUCGUCUUGUCUGACUUCAUGAAGAUUCUUGGCAACUCUGAUUUGAAGAUGGAGGUUGAAGUUCCUAUUGAUUGAGAAGCAUUGCCAAGAAAUAUUUUCUUUUCCUACUAGAGUCUGAUCUGUUGAUGAUGAAGCAAGAUACAUCUCUCCUUUCCCUCCUUUUUUUAAAUUCUGUUAAUUCUUCACAAUAUUUGUUGAAAUUUCAAGAGAUUCAUGACCACGUAAUAGGAUUUCUAUGCUUUUUUCUGCAUUGGGUGUUGCUCUAGUCAUGUCUUUUCCAAACUUGGAGAACUUUGUUGAUCCAAGCAUCAUGAUCAUGUAUAUUUAAUUUUUAGAUUGA
Messenger RNA from Musa acuminata subsp. malaccensis (wild Malaysian banana), 951 nucleotides. RefSeq lists its product as uncharacterized. Gene Ontology annotation, molecular function: calcium ion binding. The record is from RefSeq and is a predicted model, not a curated record. NCBI's taxonomy places the organism in Eukaryota, Viridiplantae, Streptophyta, Magnoliopsida, Zingiberales, Musaceae.